AUGGCCCCUCGCAAGCGAAAAGUGGCGGUGCCGGUCGCUGGGCCGUCGCCAGAAAAGGUGAAAUAUAGUACCGCCGUCAUUCAGACCGUGCUGAACGCGCAGCAAAAUCAAACGUCGCAUGCGAAGCUGGUCAAACAGCUCAAGGGUCUCUACGCAACGGUUCAGCACGAUUCGUUCAUGAAGUCGUUCCUGCAAGUGGUCAAGCGCCAGAUGGAGCACGAAGAGGCGAACGAGUAUGCGAACAAUGUGCUCCAGUUUUGCGCCAAAUUCGUGGCUGACCCCGAGUACAGCGAGCAGGCCGAAACGCAUCCGAUUAUGGCAGGCUUUUUCAACUGGCUGUUGAGCACCUCGAGCUCGUUGCAAUUGGUUCGCUUCCGGAUAUGCCAACUGGUGAACCUGACGCUGAACGCCCUCGGAUCGGAUGCCACGCUGGACGAUACGAUCUGUGACAAAAUUCUGCGCAUCAUGCUCGAAAGGAUGCGCGACUCGUCGCAGCAUGUGCGCGUGCAGGCCGUACUGGCGCUGCAGCGGUUGCAGGACCCCACCACACCCGAGGACGGCGUGUCCCGGGCGUACAUCUACCAUCUGGACAAGGACCCGGCGGCGAAGGUGCGCCAAACGAUCAUCACUUCGCUCGGGCGCAAUUACCGCUCGCUACCGCACAUCAUCGAGCGCCUGUGGGACGUGGAAGAGCGGGUGCGGCGCCACACGUACAUGCAGAUGAGCAGCUUCCCCGUGCGCCAGUACAAGGUGUCCCAGCGGCUCAAGUUUCUCGAGCAGGGCCUCGAGGACCACUCCGAGAGCGUGCGGAAGGUGGUGCGCAACGUCAUGAUUCCCCAGUGGAUCGAGUCGUAUCAACGCGAUUACGUCGCGUUCAUCGAGGGUCUCAAGAUCGAUGCAGACGACCAGGAGAUUGAACGGUUUCACAAGACCUCCAAAAUGGUUCUUUUCGAGGUAUUAAGCAAACACGGAGUAAAGGAAAUGGCGGACAUGCUCAAGUUCGGACCGGAACAUAAGCACGUACCACUGGGCGAUCUUACGAUAGAGCGCGUGAUUUGCUGGCACGCGAUGCUCGAGUACCUGCACCGGCUCGAUUCGGACGAGCUGGAGGACUAUAUGAUGGAACUGAGCAAGUAUUGCGAAUUCAUCAAGGAAUUUAUCGAAAACACAGGCGAGGCGGGCUUUAUGAAAUCGUCCGGCACGGUCAACCAGUCCAUGGCGAGCCCGACGCACCGGAGUGCGAUGGACAAGCUGCAGCAGCUUUAUUUUCAGCACAUCCUACAUACGUUGCUCGAAAUCGUCGCCAUUUACGACUACUCGGACGAGUUCGGUCGCGACAGCCUGAAGCUGGUGCUGUCGGAUGUGCUGUGCAACGAGACGCUGCACGAGAUGAACGUCCGGUUGAUUAUGCAAACGUUCGAGAAGCUGCUGCCGGACGUGGAGACCCGGUUCAAGUUCUUCGUCGAUCUUGUCAACUCGGUGCUCGAGCCAUCGCGCGUGGACUUCUCGAACAGUUCACGGUCCCUCGUUGAUACGUACUUCGAGCGGUACCCGGAUCAAACCAGCCUCAAGUUGAAGAUAUCGGCUCUUCGGCUCGAAAUAAUGGACCUGAAGGAGCAGGAAACUAUGCGGGUCCAGCAGAAGGAUUACGCGGGAGCACAGCACGUGUCCGAGCGGCUCAACGCCAGCAACGAGGAGUACGCCAAUCUGGUGAAGCCCCUCGUGCAGGAAAUGUCACAGACACUCUCGAGCAGCAACACCAGCGCCGGCAUCGACAGUGUGGUGUUCCGCGAGUCGAUGCUGAGACCACGUCGCAUGACGCAGGAGACGAUCAACAAGUGUCUGCAGGUGUGCUUCUACCUGGUCAACAGUACGUCCGUGCGCAUGCUGACUCCGGUCAUGUGCGAUCUGUAUACAUCGUUCAUCAGUCGGUACGUGCAAUCGCCCGAACUGCACACGCGCAACUGGGCCCUGCGCACGUCCACCGCUUUCAGCAUGCUGUACGAUGGGCUGAGCAAGGACACGUUCCAGCUGCUGUACCAACAGUUUCUGCACACUGCCUCCACGCGCCUCUGGAAAACGGCGAUCGAGUGUGUCUUUGAGCUGCUCGAUCGGUACGGCUUCGAGCAUUUCGAUCUCGAGGACGACUCAUCGAAGGAUGACUCGCGGACGAGCAAGAGCUCCCGCCAGCUGUUCAACCGACAGAGUGGCUCCCAGCUGGACGAAUCGGGUCCAUCGUGCAACAGCAACGAGUUCUACAAAAUGUCCAUCCACUUCAUGGACACGUGCGACGAGAGUACCAUUUGUAAGACGAUCAUCGAAGGUUUCUGCCGGCUGGUGCUCCACUUUCGCUGCAACUCGCCAGACAUUGUAUCGAAGCUACUGUUGCGUUACUUCAAUCCUAGGACGGAGCCGGAGACGCAGCAAAUUUUGGGCAUCUUUUUCGAGGCCCUCCACAACCGGAAGCGCCAGGAUCUGCUGCAGAAAGCAUUGCUUGGCACCCUCUUUACGAUUCUGGAAGCGCCCAGCACGAACCCACUGGCCGAAGUACGGCCCGAGACGGUGGUCAAGUUCGUGAUCAACCUGACGCGGCCCGUGUUCUGCAAUCCUGGCAUCAAUCCGCACAACACGAUCGCGGUUACGUUCCUGCGCGUAAUGCAGGACAACCUCAACUUGAAGGACCUGUUGAAGCUGAUGAGCGGUGCACUGGUGGGGCUGGAAGUCUCGGAAGAUCCGGCAUUGCGCAUCGAUCUGGCGACGGCGGCCAACGAGAUCCUCCAGGAGCCUGGCCUCGAUCCGAAGAUCGUCAAAGCCUUGACCAUCUUCCGGGAGCGGAUGCGGGGCACGAUUGCGGAGACCCUUUCGUUUUCCUCGUCGCGCGUGCCAACCGUGAAUGGCUCGGCCAGUGACGAGCAAACGCUCGUUGGUGAAACUGGUGGAUGGAAGGCACCCGACGGUGGUGUAGAGGAGGAAGAACAGGAAGAACGCGACGAACCCGGCGAAUCGGACAAUGACCGGAGCGAGUCGCCGCCUCCCACCAUUAACAAAUCCAUUUUAGAGGAGGACUCCGACACCGAUCUGUUUUCCUCUCCGCUACGAUCGCAGCAACAGCGUCCAUCGGCGACCAAAUCGGGAAGCACUGGCACGGGCGAAGUGAGAUCGCCUGCUACCGGGAUUGCUAAUUCGCCCAUUUCCUCAGCCUCUUCACCACGAAUCGGGGGAUCGCCUCAAUCGUCACGCAGUGCCGAUGGAACGUUUAAAGUUCCGCACGCUUCGGCGAUGCGUAAGAUCCGAGCGGCUUCAAAUCGUAGCAAACCACCGGCGACAGAUAGCAGCGCCGUGCCGGAAGAGAGCGUCGGUGUCCCGAGUGCGCAGGACGAGGUGUUAGUUCCUGCUACGCAGGAAGACAGCUCGGACGAUGAAGGGCAAACUAUGAACCACAAGGAUACACAGCAAUCGACCCCAUUAAUGGCUUCACCAGCUAGCCACAAUACUCCUUCCUCUCGCCGGAGGAGCUCGCGUCGAUCCAGUUUAUCUGCGUCCUCGUCCGAGGGCGAUGUUGUGAAUUCGUCACCCAAUGCCACGCAAACAAGCCGCCUCAACCGAUCAUCCGCUAAGCCGAUGGUGGCGGCCAAAACGUAUGAAAAGCGACUACACACGACUCCGAGCACGAUGCCAGCCCGGACGCGACAGGCCAAUCGAACGGAGGCACUACUCACUGGCAAAACUGUGGCACGGAAGUCACUAUCGGCGGCCCUGGCUACGGCGGCCGCAUCAUCUUUGCCGAAACCUUCGGCGCGAAUGAAACUCACAACCGCCAGUGGUAUCGAGAAAAAUGCAGCACGACAAAACCCAACCCGGCACAGCCAAAAGUUGGAAGGCGACAAAAACGUCCCAUCAAGCAGCACCGAAACAAGGACAAAACGGAACUCCCGGACAACGGUGCAGGAUAUGGUAAACGUAUCCAAGUCUAGGUCCUCGGUUAGAACGACAUUCGGGCCUGGCACAACACCUCCCGUCGCUACGAAGGACGUUGUCACCGCUUCGGCGUCGCCCGGCAAACGGUCACUUCCGAAGCGCACCUCCCGUUCCCGCCCGCUUGACAACGAUGGCGUUGGUAGCAACGAUAGUACGACGUCCACCGGCAGUCCGGUGCGGCUAAAACGGGCCGCCGUGGUUCUAACGCCACUGAGUGCAACAAGCUUGCGUCGGGCCGUUUCCGGCAGCCCAGCCACAUCGCCAGUUCGGGCCAAUGUGCCUCGUAGACCGAACCGGAAAGCUACACGAAUGUAG
This is a messenger RNA of Anopheles bellator, 4293 nucleotides long. RefSeq names its product condensin complex subunit 3 (gene Cap-G). The transcript is spliced from 4 exons. Gene Ontology annotation, biological process: mitotic chromosome condensation. Gene Ontology annotation, cellular component: condensin complex; cytoplasm; condensed chromosome. Lineage: Eukaryota; Metazoa; Arthropoda; Insecta; Diptera; Culicidae. The record is from RefSeq and is a predicted model, not a curated record. The coding region runs from base 1 to 4293 and encodes 1430 amino acids.